AUGUCCAUCAUCGACUCGUCGCGAAGUCCACUCAGUCACAUCAAGGACGGCGUCCUCGGUCGAGUGGCACGGCCUCUGCACCACUUCAAAAAGAUACCUGCAGAAGGACGACGCAUUGUGGGCGACAGCAAGAGUGGACUGGUCGACUACAUAGCUGACAAGUUCCCUCUUCUGCUGAUGCAUGUGUGGGAGGCAGCAGUAAUCCGUCGCGAUGAGCCAGACAUACGGGAUUUCUACACUGCUUUUUCAAUCAUCAAAGUGGACCCAAACACUGUCAUCCUUCCGGCCGGAGUCGGUACCAUCGAGAUGGCGGAGCUGCGGAGCUCACGGGAGACUGUGGAGCGGAUGUCAGUUUCCGCCGCCGACCUCCCGCGACUGAAGGGGCAGCUCCUGGAGGGCCUUAAUCACCUCAAUGUCAGAGGGCCGGAGGUGACGGAGCCGAGGUGGCCGGGAUGGGACGAGGAUGAUGGUCUGUCAGUGUCGCUCCAGGGGGUGACUGCCGACACCAUCAGUCACCUGGCUGACCUGGGACAGACGGUCGGACGACUGGAGAUAUACGGUGAGCAGCGGCAGCACGGACAGGCCGAUGAUAUACGAGCUCAGCGAAUGGCGAACACCGAGUAAUGGUAUAGAGUCAUGACCGUAUGUGGAAAGUAAUUUGAAUUGGUAAAAGUACGAACUACGACGUAAAAAGUGUCAUAUAAUGGAUACGUCUCACUAACCAAUUAAACCAAUGCAAUUUAUGUUAUGGUGAGGAAGAGCGAUAAUAUGUAUUACUUUUAGAAGGAUACAUGUGUUGAGACUUAGUUAUCGCACACACAAUAGGCAUGGCGAUUUUCACUGUUUCAAUGCGCAAUGAAAAGUGAUGCAUUCUUUUUAGCUAAUUAUUGAAAUUGUAAUUAGAGUAUCAUGCAACUGUCUACAGCAUCUAAAGUUCUUUUUUCAAAGGUGUUUGGCUCGAAGUACAUUUUUUUUUCAAACAUGCGCGAUUUAGCCAGCGAAACGGGCAAAAACUAAACCUAAGAAAAUCGAACGUCGCUUAACCCUCGACGGACCUAUAGGUUUUCUACAUGCACGCCGGCCGAGGGGGGGGGGGCGGGUACGACCCCCCCCCUCGCCGUUUCGCCCCUGGUGGAGCUAGCGCGUCGCAGAAGGAACGAGCGUGUGCGCCGUUUCAAGGCGCAGAGAUUGAUACCCGAUUUUAAGGUCCUAGGUCAACCGGUGACCUCUGAGGUUAAGUCAAGUGCUCCAAGGUACGGUUCGGUUUUUGGUGAAUAACAUCGCAAAAAACGGCUGCAGAGCCGCGAUUUUGGCAGUAUCGUGUUCGCCUUGCUCAGACGCGUCGAAUGAUAUACUUUUUGUUUGGGUGAGGUCAACGUAGGGCGUUGACCUCGGGUCACGGUCAGGUCAGCGCCACCAGGUCACGAAGUUUGUCGAAGGAGGUGAUAUGGCAAAUCAUUCGAUUCGGCAGGUCUUCCUAAUUCCAUUGGUGACUUUUCCGACUCGCUAGCUCAAUUUGAUCGGGAAUUAUUAACAAAAAACUAAUAUGACCUUGAUGAUGUCAUAAAUGACGUCACGCUAGGUGAACAUUGCAAAAGUGACGCAACUAACCUUGCAAGGAGUGCAUCAAAUCACGAUUCUGUGUGCUUAAGAUAGUUGGAGAUCGUUCCCUGCGCCGGAACAGGGACAUUCCACGUCAAAUCUCUCAAAAAUCGGCAGUUUUUCACCUUACCAUCAGCGAUUACAUUAUAAAUUUGUCAACGCGUUCCUUUGUCGCUUCGGACAUUACGUUGAUGUUUUUUUUGCACAUUCUGACCACAGGUCUCCUAAAUAUAGAUCAUUAUAUUUUUGAAAAAUAUGGUAUCUUUAUAUUUUUGAUGGGCUGUAAAUUUGGAUGUACUUGUUUGAUUUCAACGAAAUAAACUACAUUGUUCAGGUAAUUUCUUUAACUUUAUUUUGAAGCUGCUUAUGUCAGUGUAGUGUGAGCUUUGAGUGUGGGAGGCUGUCUCCCCUCAGCGCCGCGGGGCGGGCCGGCCGGCCGCCGCACACUGGGCCGAUCGCCAGGUCUAGCACGACAUGGGUAAAAAAUCGAACUUUGUAGAUGUGCAAUGAAACCUAUACCAAUUUAUUCAAAAAUGAUCAUACUACAUUGCUGUGGUCUUUGUUUUCCAACACAAUUGCUAUUUCAUGGCGAAAACUCAGCUUAAACACGAACUUCGGAAUCGUUUGGACCGAACUCGUUCCCCGCACUCUUCGACAACGUAUCUUUGAUCCGCGAAAACAAUCACAAUUUGAGGAGGAAUUCCACAUUUAUAUACAUCAAACGAUAGCUCCGGGUCUGCAGAACACACAUAACCACAUGAAAAUGGCGAACUCUUACUUGGUUAUGAUGUAUCGGCACCG
Molecule: messenger RNA, 2403 nt
Organism: Amphibalanus amphitrite
Lineage: Eukaryota; Metazoa; Arthropoda; Thecostraca; Balanomorpha; Balanidae
Exons: 4
Coding region: 1-624 (207 amino acids)
Biological process (GO): mRNA processing
Molecular function (GO): RNA nuclease activity
Source: RefSeq, a predicted model, not a curated record